Messenger RNA from Sebastes umbrosus (honeycomb rockfish), 6024 nucleotides. Its product is annotated as potassium voltage-gated channel subfamily KQT member 4. The coding region runs from base 761 to 2860 and encodes 699 amino acids. Gene Ontology annotation, cellular component: membrane. The record is from RefSeq and is a predicted model, not a curated record. Gene Ontology annotation, biological process: transmembrane transport; potassium ion transport. Lineage: Eukaryota; Metazoa; Chordata; Actinopteri; Perciformes; Sebastidae. Gene Ontology annotation, molecular function: voltage-gated potassium channel activity. The transcript has 17 exons.
GAAUUAAGCACCCUUACUAGUGUGUGUGGACAAUAGGGAGACAGGAGAGAAAUACAACAACACACCAAGAGAUAAGACUUGAACCAGCCCAGUCAGCAUCCUACUGUAUUUCCAGGAAAUUAAUGGGUUAUGGUUGUUUUUGCAUGACGGAUCUGAAGUAGUGUCUACACCGCAGUCCCCUCCACCCCUCUAAAUGGCUGCAGGAGCUGAGGAGCGCUGGACCACAGAGACGCACCAGAGAGAGGAGAGAGAGCAGGCUGAUGUUGACGACUCUCACUCUGCCAGUUCAACCCUAUAGGAACAGCUUAGACGCACUUAAUGACAGGCUGGAUAUAGUUGGUUUUGGAGAUGCAUGUCCACUGCAUGAGCACUGUGCUCUGCAGCCUUGUUUAGUGAUUCAGUGACUGCGCGUUUUCAAGUGUAUUUAUGGUAAUAUGUUUUACUUGAUUGAGUGCAAAGUGAUGGCAGGUCUUUCCAUGUGUUCGUGGAGUUAGUGUUUACUUGUGAUAUUACUUCUCACUUCUAACUCUCUUAUAACGAUGAAGGUCACGUUUCAGCGACGCACUUAUUUCUUCUGCGAGCGCGACUUGAUUUACAGAUAACUUUUAAAUCUUAAAACCAGAGCAGGGAUGUUAUUUACUCGUGUUUUGACUAGUUUUAGUCCACUUUUAUAGGCAAACCGGACUAUGACUCGGUCAAAACUUCUGCUCCUGUGUGGGUGAUCCAGUGAGAAGUGUCAGAUCAUAUAACCAGUCUGAAGAUGUUAGGAAGUCCGUCCAACAACGGCGGCAUCAGGAUGCUGGUGCCCCCGGAUGCGAGCGACGACAGGCGGGUAGAGUUCGUGGCUCUCACCGCUGUCCACACGGAGAGAAGCGAGCCGUCCAGUCCGGAGCGCGGACAGCCAUCUCACCGCACCGGUCUGCUGGGCACCCCGCGACCAGGACCGCCUGGACCCAGGGCCAACUCCGCCGCUUCAAACAAAAGCUACAGAAAGUUGCAGAACUGCAUGUACAACGUGCUGGAAAGACCAAGAGGAUGGGCGUUCAUCUACCAUGCAUUCAUCUUCCUGCUGGUGUUCAGCUGCUUGGUGUUGUCUGUGUUCUCCACCAUCCCCGACCACCAGAAGUUCGCCAACCAAAGCCUCUUCAUCCUGGAGUUUGUGAUGAUCGUGGUGUUUGGGUUGGAGUACUUCAUCAGGGUCUGGGCUGCUGGCUGUUGCUGCAGAUACCGCGGAUGGCAGGGACGGCUGAGAUUUGCCAGGAAGCCCUUUUGUGUCAUAGACUUCAUAGUAUUUGUGGCAUCCCUGGCGGUGAUAGCAGCUGGGACGCAGGGCAACAUCUUCGCCACGUCAGCCCUGCGCAGCAUGCGCUUCCUGCAGAUCUUGCGUAUGGUUCGUAUGGACCGACGGGGAGGCACCUGGAAACUACUGGGCUCAGUGGUUUACGCUCACAGCAAGGAAUUGAUUACCGCCUGGUACAUAGGCUUCCUGGUCCUGAUCUUUGCCUCCUUCCUCGUCUACCUGGCAGAGAAAGACAUCAACUCAGACUUCAACACCUAUGCUGACUCCCUCUGGUGGGGGACUAUUACUUUAACAACCAUUGGCUACGGUGAUAAAACCCCUCGUACUUGGCAAGGACGGCUCCUAGCUGCCGGCUUCGCACUUCUGGGAGUCUCCUUCUUUGCCCUGCCUGCCGGAAUUCUGGGGUCAGGCUUUGCCUUGAAGGUUCAAGAGCAGCACCGACAGAAGCACUUUGAGAAGAGGAGGAUGCCUGCUGCCAACCUGAUACAGGCCGCAUGGCGUCUUUACUCUACAGAUGCCAAACACUCGUAUCUGACAGCUACAUGGUACUUCUAUGACAGCAUGUUGCCGUCGUUCAGAGAACUGACGCUACUGUUCAGUCACCUCCAGCGACAGCGUAACCCCAAGAAGGUUCUCCAAAACUCCUACAACACGCUGCUGUCGGGGCUGCGGCCCUACAGCCCCCCCUACCUGUCAGGGGACAGUCAACUCGUUUCUAAAAAACGGGGUCUCUUCCGGAUUAACGGUGGCCGCAAGCAGAGCAGUAAAAUGGGCUUCCGGGAUCGGAUCAGGAUGAACAAUUCCCGAUCAUCCCAAACCAUUAGGAGCAAGGCGUCACCGCUGCCCCCGGGCUCCGGUGUCCGCCGCUCUCCCAGCCAGGAGAACGUCCCCGAUGCCACCAGCCCUGGGAAGGUCCAGAAGAGCUGGAGCUUUAACGACCGCACACGCUUUCGCACCUCCCUUCGCCUCAAACCACGUCCACCUGUCGAUGUAGAGGGGCUCGGGGAGGACAGUGUGGAAGACAAACCAUAUUGUGACGUGGCCAUGGAGGAGGUAAUCCCAGCAGUGAAGACACUCAUACGGGCUGUCAGGAUCUUAAAGUUCCUCGUGGCCAAGAGGAAGUUUAAGGAGACGCUGCGUCCUUACGAUGUGAAGGACGUCAUAGAGCAGUACUCCGCAGGACACCUGGAUAUGCUGGGCCGGAUCAAGAGCCUGCAGAUGCGGGUGGACCAGAUCAUUGGGCGAGGAGCCGUUCAGCCCGAUAAGAAAGCGCGCUCUGAAAAGGGAGAGAAGACGCCACCAGAACUGGACCCGCUGGAUGAGCUAAGCAUGAUGGGACGUGUAGUCAAGGUGGAGAAACAGGUACAGUCUAUAGAGAACAAGCUGGACCUCCUGCUCAGCUUCUACUCCCAGUGCCUAAAGAAAGGCUCGUCCCACUUCACCCUGUCCUCUCUCCUGGACCCCGACCUGACGUCUGACUACCAGAGCCCCACGGACCAAACAGACCUCUUCCCCUCCGCCAACACACUCAACAUCUCCGAGAGCGGCAACUUGGAAUGACAGUGAGCCGAGCAGCCUCCGGGCUGUUCGAACACUGACACCUUAACUGUACGUCUUCCUGCGGCUGAGUCCUCACUGCGAGCAGCCCGACCUUAAUGUCAUCGAUCAUUUCAUAUCUGUCCGGGAUGAUUUCUACCCUUCCAUCUCAAAUCUGCACCCUCACCUCUUUUUCCUUCAGUGAAUGUGUUUCCAGACAGAGGCCACCAGAUGGCUCCACCUGACAAGGAGCCUCAGCCAAAGCUGCUCACCGCACACGCCUCUCAACCCACUAGAUGAAGAGAGGGCACAUGAACAACUAUGACUUGACUACUGAACCACUUUCACCCACUCACCUCAUGCUAUAUAUAUAUAUCUACGCCUCCUUUAAAGCGUCAACUGUAGAUAAUCAGACUUCGAAUUUUUGUAUAUCUUUGGAGAAAUCUUGUCUUUUUCCCCUCUCAUCGUCAUCAUUUCUUUUUUUCUUGGCUGCUUGAAUCAACUGAGAGUUCAACAGUGCUGCAAGUGCCACGCCAGUCAUUUUUUCAUUAACCUUAGGAUGGCUGUGAUGAAUGUAAUGAGCCCCCACCUGCAAAUUUCACACCACCAGACUAACGAUUAAGCACCGGACGAGCCGUCGACACAGAAAUAGUCUGCUCCCUCGGACCUGGACGGGCAGACCGGGCUGACAGCUACCUCGCCAAACCUCCGCGGUACACCUUCCCAUCCAAACUGGGGAGUUUUAAAAGUGUAAAUCCUGCUUCUUUAAUUGCCCAAAACAGAGCUGGAAGAAUGUGUUGGAGUGACUGAUGUGUAUUGUACAUUGUUGUUUGUUUUCAUCUCCAUUCCCUCUCUCAGAAGUUCUGUCUCCAACAAGCCCACUUGCAAAAAAAAUAUUCUUAUUAUUCCCUGUUUGGCAUUCAAGUGAGGAAUGUCCCUACGUAUUUAGGAUUUAAUAGAGCCUUUCACAGGUCCAAAAUCCCUUCUUUGCAACAUUUCAUAGGUUACUCUUUGAGUAUUUCAGUAGCCUAACUUCGUGUUUUUAACACAUGCCCUUUAAACCUCUCUGUCUUGCAGCCCCCCCCCCCAGACAUGCAUGUUACUGUAGAUGAAACCUCACUGAUCCUCAUUUAUGUCACAUUUUCCUGCACUGCUCCUCAUCACUCACAUGUAGCCUCAGGUCAGGUUUACCACCUUUCUUACAGGAGGACGGUUCUCACUCUUACAGUCACUAGGUGGCAUGUGUGAUCUCGCAGUCAGCAGCUGUGGAUGAUGACGUAGAAACUUUCUGGCCAGUUUUUAAAACAACGAACAACCUGUAAGGCGUCCAGGUCUAACGCAUGAAUUCCAGGCCAUUAUCCUCAUGAAUGCACGUGUCUUAGGAAAUGGUUCCAGCCUUACAGCUUCACUACAAACAGACAAGGUGCCGGUUUUGGCACCUACAGGUGUUACUGAUGUCUUUUCUGGUUCUUUCUUGGAGGUGUUUGAUGCACAGUUAAUGCUCUGUGCUCGUGGACAAAACUGGAGAAUGCACACACACACACACACACACACACACACACAUAUACAAUGAAAGCAAUUCCUUUACUUAAAUACUUUGGCACUUGAUAAACAUAACACCUUUUUGUCUUUUUUUUAUCUUUGCGUUUUGAUUUCUUUACUGUAAAUUAUGUUCAUGCACUCGAUUUCGUGUAACCCAUAAUGACAAAAUUACUUUUUUGUAAUGAUAUUGGUUGUUAAAGCGAAUGUAAGAUUUAAGUUAAAAUAUUUAAUUCAGUUAGAUAUGAUCUUUUUAAAAUAAAUGUAGCAUUUUUUUGUCGAGUUGAAUCAUCGAUGACACAACUGUAACUACACACAGCUGAUCAGGUUCACGCUCACCACUCGCGGAGCUCAUAAUGUAUAUUUUUUUAACGUCAUCAGAUAACUGCUAAGACAACAUUCACCACGCUGUAUUUGGCCAGUGAAAACAGUUUUUCCGUCUCUGCGAGUGAUUCAUUCGUUCCAGUCAAACCAGUUGACUCAGGUGCUCCACUUUUCCAUUCAAGACUUCAAACAGUGAAUGUACUUCAUUGGUUGGUCUAUUUAUGAUCUGAUGCCAGGAGGAUUUAAAUGGCACCUCACAGCUUGCUGUUGGCAUCAUACAAUUUUUUCAUUUCAUGAAGAAAUGUCUUUAUUCUUCUAAACUAAACUAUAGUGGAAAUCUAUAUUAGAGUAAUUUCAUCUUCGUCACCUGAGCUUUAUGAAAAUGUGAGAGCACUGUAUUGCAUGCUGUUGUUAGUGGUGGGCCCCAGUAUUAGAAGAAUAUAAACAUAAGGAUGUCUCCUGUGAAGUCUUGGGUAAAGACAUGAAAGGAAAUGACCUGUGCCUUCUAUGUCCUCGUUUUAACUGAUAUGGUGCGGCUUUCUGUCUCAAACUUAUAUAUUAAUGCUGCUUUGAAGAGGGGUAUCCCAUGAGGAUAGCCAUGCUCUUUUUCUUGAUCUAACUAAAGAAACACCAUCAAUAUUGUCCUGAAUAUGUAAUUUUUAGGGUCUUUUAUGACGGCUGCAACUUUUGAUAUUUCCUGAGAAUAUUACUGUACGUUUUAGCAUAUCAUUGUAACUCUCCUCGCAUCGACACCCUUACUGUAUCUUAACACCAGUCAGAUCUGGAGGCAUGGACAUCUGUAUCGUCACAGGGAACUCUGCAGGCAUGCGUCCUUUCAUAAGCAUGUCACUUAUAGAGAAGUAUGGCUUCCACACAACUACCUCUGAGGCCACUAGGGGGCGCUAGACUAGAAAACCAAGUAUGAGAAACAGUAACCGAUUGUGUAACGGACUGAAUGCUAUGCAUGACUCAAUCUGCACGUUGUUCUUCAUGACGCCCGCCCCGACCAUCCAUCGUUCACUGACUUGCUGCCAUUUGACAUUCCAGCUCGUUGCCCUUUAACUGCUCUCGUAGGUAUUGGAACUGUUGUUAAAAUGAAACUGAUCAAAGCAAUAAGCGAAACGCUAAAGCCGACAAAGUCUUCCAAUUCCAAUUGAUGUAGCUACUGGUUGAUGAAAUAUGGCGCUUAUCUUAUUUUCUAAUCUAAUGCACACCUCUAUUUGAUCUUUUAAAGAGAUACAGAAAUGUGUAUCUGCUGAGGAUAAAAUUAGCUCACUUGACUAACUUAUUAAUUUAUUUGUUUCAAUAAAGCUCUUUGGACUGUA